This is a messenger RNA of Trichoplax adhaerens, 504 nucleotides long. RefSeq lists its product as uncharacterized. The transcript is spliced from 6 exons. Gene Ontology annotation, biological process: chromatin remodeling. The record is from RefSeq and is a predicted model, not a curated record. NCBI's taxonomy places the organism in Eukaryota, Metazoa, Placozoa, Uniplacotomia, Trichoplacea, Trichoplacidae. Gene Ontology annotation, molecular function: nucleosome binding. The coding region runs from base 1 to 504 and encodes 167 amino acids. Gene Ontology annotation, cellular component: Swr1 complex.
AUGUCCAAGUCGUCAAAAUUACCAAAUGAAAAACGAGAAUCUAGUAGGAUCAAAGAUGCGGAUGGAAGAAGAGUAUUAGACGAUUCAAGUCGUCGGAGACGUCUUUCACGCUACCUAGAGUAUUUAGAGAAAGAUAACCAUAAUGACGAUCCACAAGCAAACCUCAAUAUACCUAGUAAAAGGUAUCUCCCCUUUCAUGAUCUCGAAGCAACAAGCGUUUCUUCCAAGAAAAAGAAAAAAGCAAAGGGCCAUGAUAAUGUACAAAAGAGGCUGAGAAAGAAUUUCGCUGCUUUACUGGAAGAAAACAUUCAACAAAAUGGAGACAGUGACGAACCCAACUAUGUUACUGCAACAGCACCGCCUCCAAAAUAUCCCACUAGAAAAUUCUGUCAUGUUUGUGGGUUUCCUUCUAAUUACAUUUGCGUAACAUGUGGUGCUAAGUACUGUAGCAUUAAAUGUCUACGCAUUCACCAAGACACUCGUUGUCUCAAAUGGACAGUUUAA